Camponotus floridanus (Florida carpenter ant) is the source of this 2198-nucleotide messenger RNA. It is a transcript of the gene TrpRS, whose product is annotated as tryptophan--tRNA ligase, cytoplasmic. Gene Ontology annotation, cellular component: cytoplasm. The record is from RefSeq and is a predicted model, not a curated record. Bases 528 to 1793 code for a protein of 421 amino acids. Gene Ontology annotation, biological process: tryptophanyl-tRNA aminoacylation. Gene Ontology annotation, molecular function: tryptophan-tRNA ligase activity; ATP binding. The transcript is spliced from 5 exons. NCBI's taxonomy places the organism in Eukaryota, Metazoa, Arthropoda, Insecta, Hymenoptera, Formicidae.
AAAAAUUACGAUGUAAAACGGACGGGAAGAUAAUGGAAAAGAUAAUUUUUUUAUUCAACAUCGAUUGUGCGUUAUAAUCUGCAACCCGUGCCCGUUUUAUAACGGACACGAUUUUUAUGAGACAAUAAUACAGGCGAUUGCAUCAUUUCAGCAACUACGAUAUUUAUUGAAAUGCGGCGAUUUGAUUGCGUGCGCAUCAGGUAAGAUCAAGGUGACGCAUGAUUUCGUGUAGGAUCGAAACAUGUGGAACGAUCGUAGAGCAUGUCACUGGCGGGACCUUUUGCGCAUGCGCGAGUAACGUCAUCGCCCAGGUGACCGAUCUUGGCAGACUCGUGCUCGAGUACAAUACAGGAUGCACCUACAGACAAGUUGUAGAAAUGUGCACGUUAUUCCUUUUGACAUUUCCCAUCUCUUGGCGCUCACAAGGGGUGCAACGCUAUUCUUAUUACGGUAAAGUUGCAACGUGGUAAACGGUGAUAAUUUGUUCCAUAAGCGACGAAAGGAAGAAUCUUUCCGGGAGAAAGUGCAUGCGUCCUGGAGCACACAUCCUUAAGGAAAAUAUGACGGCGGAAAAUGCGCAGAUUCAAGGUCACGCGGUAAACGGCGUUACCGAGGACGAGGAUGUUGUGACACCAUGGAUAGUUACCAGUAAUAAUGACUCCGGAAUUGAUUACGACAAGUUAAUUAGAAAAUUCGGAAGCUCGAAGAUAGACGAUGAGCUAUUAGCUAGAUUUGAAAAGAUUACUGGCAAGAAACCACAUCACUUUCUCAGAAGAGGAAUAUUCUUCUCUCACAGGGAUAUGCACACUAUUUUGAAUCUCUAUGAACAGGGAAAGCCUUUUUAUUUGUACACAGGUAGAGGACCUAGUACUCACGCAAUGCAUCUGGGACAUCUCAUACCCUUUAUGUUCUGCAAAUGGCUGCAAGAUGUUUUCAAUGUUCCUUUAGUUGUACAGUUGACAGAUGAUGAGAAAGCUAUAUGGAAGAAUAUAAAGAUAGAAGAUGCCAUUACACUGGCUUAUGCUAAUGCUAGAGAUAUUAUCGCUUGUGGCUUCAACCCUGAGAAGACGUUUAUCUUCUCAAACUUGGAACACAUAGGAAAUAAUCCAACAUUCUAUCAAAAUAUGAUCAGGAUACAAAGAUGCGUCACAUUCAAUCAAGUAAAGGGCAUUUUCGGAUUUGGAGAUAGCGAUCCAAUCGCAAAGAUCUCGUUUCCACCGACACAAGCGGCGCCGGCUAUUUCUAGCUCAUUUCCCUUCAUCUUCAAGGAUGCCAAAGUGCAUUGUCUAAUACCGUGUGCAAUCGAUCAAGACCCGUAUUUUCGUAUGACGAGGGACGUGGCGCCUAAACUAGGUUUUCCCAAGCCGGCCUUGCUUCACUCAAGCUUUUUCCCAGCAUUGCAAGGAUCUAAGACGAAAAUGUCGGCGAGCGACAACAACACGGCAAUAUUUCUCACAGAUACUGCCAAGCAGAUCAAGAACAAAGUUAACAAGCAUGCAUUUUCGGGUGGUCAAGCGACCAUAGAAGAGCACCGACAACUUGGUGGUAAUUGCGAGGUGGAUACAUCUUAUCAGUGGCUACGAUUUUUCUUAGAGGACGACGAGCGACUGGAACAAAUCAGAAAAGAUUACACUAGUGGAGAAAUCUUGACAGGCGAAUUGAAGAAGGAGCUGAUUGAUAUAUUACAACGACUUGUCGCUGCGCAUCAAGAAGCGAAAAGUAAAAUAACGGAUGACGUGAUCAAACAAUUUAUGGUCCCUAGAGAUCUCGGCUUUGUAUCGAAAAUGAAGUAACACGUACGCAUAACAUGCACCGAACUAUGCGAGAUAUUAUUUAAAUUCACCCUAUAUUUUCGCGGUAUUUAUUUAUUUAUUAUAAAACGAUUAUUGCAAAGUAUUAUAACAAACAAUUACAAAGUACAUUCUAUAACUUCCGCGCCUUCUUUUCGCGUUAUAAAAGAUUAAAUAUUAUUUUUUUGAUCUGCCUUUUCAAUCUGCCUUAUUAAAAAAUGAUCUUGUAUAGCUUUGUAUAAAUACUCUUUUGUAAAAAAAAAAAAAAAAGAUGUACAAAUUUCUUGUGCAAAUUUCAUGUUCUUUUAUAGGAACAUAUUUGCGACUUUUUUCACCAACAAUUUGAAAAACACCGAUCAAUCACAGCGCACUGCAAGAUAGCGAUGUAAAAAUAAAGGAAAAAAAAAA